Messenger RNA from Durusdinium trenchii, 1791 nucleotides. NCBI's taxonomy places the organism in Eukaryota, Dinophyceae, Suessiales, Symbiodiniaceae. The record is from the annotation of a GenBank genome assembly.
AGAGAGGGGAGAGGGCCCUUGCGCGAUGCUGUGAAUCUUUGCGCGGAUGGUCUUGGCAUUCUCGCGGCUUCGCAGUCAGAUCAGUCUAACUGCACUCCUCCACCUGAACGGCAGCGUCUUUCCCUUCGCCACCAAAGUGGCCUUUCCAUGUGCCGCCGUGGCCUUCGUCCUGAAGUUGGCGCAGGUGGAGGAGUGGCCAAAGCUCAGUGAAGCCUUAGCCCAUGCCGAGAUGGAUGCCACGGUCUACAACGCCUUCUCGACGCUGCUGGGGAUCUUGGUGGUCUUCAGAACUGGCCAAGCCUACAAUCGAUUUUGGGAUGGGAGCACUCUCACGCACCAGAUGCGCGGAGACUGGUUUGAUGCCGCGAGCAGCAUCAUCUCCUUCACAAGGACCUCCAAGGCGGAUCGCGCCAAGCUCUGGGAGUUUCGGCAGAUCGUCGUCCGGCUCUUCAGCAUGCUGCAUGCAUUGAGCCUGGCUGAGCUAGAGGACGAUGAUGAUGAAGAUGAGGAUCGCUGGGCCUAUCGGUUGCGUGUGAUUGAUGGCGUUGGCAUCGACAUUACCUCCUUGAAAGCCCUGAAGAAGGCCGAGUGCAAAGUGGAGUUGGUUUUUCAUUGGAUUCAAUCCAUCGUGGUCACCAGCAUUGAUUGUGGCAUCAUGUCUGCACCCUCGCCGAUUCUCACCAGAGCUUACAGCGAGCUGGCCAGCGGCAUGGUGAAGUUUCACGAUUGUUUAAAAAUUGCGCGAAUUGCCGUGCCUUUCCCCUACUCUCAGGCGACGUUGAUGCUUUUGGUGAUCCAUUGGCUGCUGACGCCCUUCAUGAUGACCCUGGGAACUCAAAGCCCUGCGGUGUGCUGCAUUUUUACUUUCGUGACUGUGUUCAUCCUCUGGGUUUUGCAUUCUAUUUCCAUCGAGCUCGAGAACCCCUUCGGGGCAGAUGCCAAUGACUUGGACGUCCAUGACAUGCAGCAUGACAUGAACAACCGACUGCUCCUCCUCUUGGACCCCAUCAGUGCGAUCAUCCCCACCUUGUCGGGGAAUCAAGUGCAGGAUCACGAGCUGCUUCUGGAGAUGGAGCGGAAACGGGAGAUGCCAGCCUUCGACACCAUGUGGCGAAACCUUGCUGGAGAGGUGGAGCAAGGCGGAGACCUGAAGCGCACCCGACGCAGCAGCACCCAGCUGCGGCGCGGCAGCUUCGUGGCCAAGAAGUCGGAGAGCCAGAUCUCGUUGAACACCUACAUGGGCCGCGUCCAAGAUGUCAUCAGCUACAGAGGCUUUCGCCGGGAGAGGAGUCAGGAAGGCACCCCUCGCUUCGUGCGCCGAGAUUCAGUGAAGAGCACCCACACGGAGGGCGAUCUAGCGAUCGAUGUGAGGAGUACUCACACCGAGGCCAUGGACUCUUGUAAGUCUAUGCCCUUGGGCCCUUUGAAGGAAGAGGAAGAGGUCAAGCUGCGAGGCGAAGCGGUGGUCGAGGGGAGAAGCGACCACUCAGCCUGCUCCAGCCAUCCUAGCUCCACGGAACGCGGCAGUGAGUCCGCGCUACCACCCAAUCCUCCCGGCACACCACGGUCCCUGUGGAAGGUGCCCACAGAUGCCCGCGUUCGAGAGGAUUGGGAAUCCGUCUCCGAAUCCGAAGGAUCAAUUGGGGUGCCGCAGCCGCGCAGGGCCUCCCAUCAUGAGAUGCUGGGAGGCAUCUGAGGCAAUGACUACCAGUGAACCUGCGUUUUCUCAGGCAGCUGCCUUGCUCAAAGAAGCAUCCUCUUAGCAGUCUGGCACUUCAAGAAAUGACCGGG